Molecule: messenger RNA, 1810 nt
Organism: Ceratosolen solmsi marchali
Lineage: Eukaryota; Metazoa; Arthropoda; Insecta; Hymenoptera; Agaonidae
Product: zinc finger protein 2 homolog
Exons: 3
Coding region: 65-1597 (510 amino acids)
Biological process (GO): regulation of transcription by RNA polymerase II
Cellular component (GO): nucleus
Molecular function (GO): RNA polymerase II cis-regulatory region sequence-specific DNA binding; DNA-binding transcription factor activity, RNA polymerase II-specific
Source: RefSeq, a predicted model, not a curated record
UUUAAUCAAGCUAGUGAACUAUUAAAAAAAUAAGAAAACGUAAAAGCGUCAUCAAGUAUUCAACAUGGUUGGAUUUAAUAUAAAUUCAUUUAUUAAUCAAGAACACAAUGAUAACUCUAACAUUCAUACAGAAUUUCAAUCUUCAGAGUUGCAAAAAUGUAGCACCUCAGUUCAAUAUAAAUCCAAUUUGAGUGCCUUAAAAACAAGUUCUGUUAAUUCAUUUUGUUUGUCAAAAAAUUAUAGAAACUAUAAAUGUUUAAUUUGUCAAAAAGUAUUCAGUCAGAGAAGUAUAUACCAAACUCAUUUACGAACACAUGGGCAGAAUAUUGACCCAUAUCGUUGUAAUAUUUGUGAAAAAUCAUUUGCUGUUCCAGCUCGAUUAACACGUCAUUAUCGUACUCAUACUGGAGAAAAACCUUAUCAGUGCGAAUACUGUAAUAAAUCUUUUUCGGUGAAAGAAAAUCUUAGCGUUCAUCGUCGAAUCCAUACUAAAGAAAGACCUUACAAAUGCGACGUUUGUGAUAGCGCUUUUGAACAUAGUGGUAAACUUCAUCGGCAUAUGAGGAUUCAUACAGGUGAACGGCCACAUAAAUGUUCUCUUUGUAGUAAGACAUUUAUUCAAAGUGGACAGUUAGUUAUUCAUAUGCGUACUCAUACGGGUGAAAAACCUUAUAUUUGUAAAUCCUGUGGAAAAGGAUUUACUUGUUCUAAACAACUGAAAGUGCAUACUCGUACUCAUACAGGUGAAAAGCCAUACAAAUGUGAUAUUUGUGGUAAAUCAUUUGGAUAUAACCAUGUUUUAAAGCUUCAUCAAGUAGCUCAUUACGGAGAAAAAUUUUAUAAGUGCACACUUUGCGAAGAGACUUUUAAUUCUAAAAAGUUAAUGGAAAUACAUAUAAAAUUUCAUUCAAAUAUGUUAACUAAUAAUUCGAACUCAACUGAACUUAUUUUUGAUAAUAUAAAAACUAUUGAAAAUAAUAAAAUCUUAGUAAUUGGAAAUAAAAAAGAAAAUAGAAAAGUAAGAAAUACGGAUUUAUUAAAGUCUAUUGAAACAAGAAAUAAAAAUGAAACAUCAAAUAAUGUAAUUUAUCCUAUAUUUCAACAUCGAAAUGAAGCAAAUCAUCAAAAAAAGCCAAAUAUUGUUAAUAAUCAAUCUUGUUUAUCAAUAAGCAGAAAUUUAAUUAUAUCAAAACAUAUUAAUAAUAUAGGUACAGAAGUAAAACAUAUUCAAGAUGUAGCAACAAAAAAUAAUAAAUCUAAUCAUCAGUAUUUUUUUACUGAUCUCAAUCCAGUUAAGUCAUGCAUAUAUGAAAUUGAAGCAAAUAAUUUUUUUUCCAAAGAAUAUUUGCCAACCUUUUGUUUAUCAAAUAAUCAUCAAGAUAAAAGGGUAGAAACCGAUGUAAAAAUAAUUGGAGAGAAACAAGCUACUAAUAACGAAUUGGAAAACCACGAGAAUUUUACUUCGCCAAUAUAUACAAAUCAUUUUAAUCUAGUGAUACCUAAUGCAAGAGAUAAUUUUAGUCUACCUCCCCGUAAAAGAUGUAAAAUGAUUUUAGAAUCAAUGAAGACACAAAAGAUCGAAUUGACACGAUUUUAGAAGUAAAUCGAGAUACAUUUAGAAUUAUAACUGUUACCUGCUCAGUAAGAUCAUCGUACUUGAUUAUAAAUUAUCUUUAUUUCACUAAUAAAAGUGUUAUUGCAUACGAUAUAACAUUUUGUUCUUUUAGAUAGCGGUAAGAUAUUUGGAAAUCAUUAUAUUUAAAAAGGAGAUAUCAAAUUAAUAGAAUGCACUUUGAAAAAAAAAUCAGUG